AUGGCUUCUUUAUUGAGGCCGAUUAUCAUCGGUUUUAUUUUAUUUUUGACAAUUGUUAAUCAAAUUGAAACACGAACGGCACAAAAUGAUGAUGAUGAUGAUUCGGAUGUCAGAGUAAAAAGACAAAUUAAUAGAUUUAAUAGACUUCCAUCAAGACCAACUCGAUCGGAAAAUGAUGAAGAUACAUAUAUUCAAGGUUCAGAAUGUAAAGGUUGUGGACCACGACGUGAUUGUCAAUGUCCUGGCAAGGGUGCUAUGGGCAUCUCUGGUCCACCAGGCUUUCCAGGUGUUCCAGGUGACCGUGGCUUGAAAGGUCCUGCAGGACAACAAGGCGCUCAAGGUCUUUCUGGUGAAAAAGGUGAUCGUGGUCUUUAUGGUACCAAAGGCGAACGAGGUGAUGAUGGUUUAUUGCCCAUUGAUGGUCAAAAUGGUUUUCCUGGACAACCUGGUGCUAUGGGUCCACGCGGUAUUCCCGGUGUUCCAGGAUGCAAUGGUAGCAAGGGUCAACCUGGUGAUGAUGGAGACGUUAUUGUAAAUGGUAUGCCGGGUCCCCCCGGUACACCCGGUCGAAUGGGUGAACCAGGUGAACCAGGCGAAACAACAGGUCUUAAUGGUGUCAUACUUGGACCACGCGGGGAUCCAGGUUUUCCUGGUCCUCCAGGUGUUGCUGGAUGGCCCGGUCCAUCUGGUUCUCCCGGUACACCAGGUUCAGUGGGAUUUCCCGGACCAGAUGGUCCACCUGGUUUAAGAGGAGAUCCAGGAUUACCAGGAUCAAGUGGUCCUGCAAGUUAUGGUAUCAAAGGUGGACGUGGUGAGCCAGGUGAUAAUGCUCCUACACCAGUGGAUCCAGUUCCAUAUGGUCAAAUGCGAGGUAUUACAAAUGUGGAAGGACCACCAGGUCCACGUGGACCAGAUGGUGAUCGUGGUUAUAAAGGAGAACGUGGUCAGCAAGGCUAUUAUGGUAUCAAUGGUUUACAAGGAUCUAAAGGAGAAAAAGGUGAAUAUGGUUCAUCUGGUCCACAAGGUAAAUUUGGUAAAGAAGGUCCACAAGGCUCAUUUGGUGUCAAAGGAAUGACAGGACCACCGGGUCCAUCUGGAGCUGAUGGUCUUCCUGGCGAACCUGGCAGAAAUGGAUAUCCUGGUCCCAAAGGUCAACGUGGUGACGUUGGUGAGCAAGGUCCAAAUACUUAUGGUGCUAAACGAGCUCGACCACUUCCUGGGCCACAAGGUUAUCCGGGAAUGACAGGUGAUUCUGGACCAACUGGAUUAGCAGGAGUUCCUGGUUUACCUGGUCUUGAUGGUAUGAAAGGUGAAAGAGGUGAUUAUGGUUCGCCUGGCCGACCUGGUCCUAUGGGAGAAACAGCUGAUGCAGAAAAGGGUGAUCGCGGUGUUGAUGGUCUACCUGGUCCUUCUGGACUACCCGGUGCUGCUGGUACGCCCGGUGAAAAGGGUACUAUUGGUGAAAAAGGCUUACCUGGUGAAGACACAUACGGACCACGUGGAGUUAAUGGUCUUCCGGGUCGUACUGGAUAUCCCGGUUUGAUUGGAACAUCAGGUGAUAUCGGUGAACAAGGUCCACCAGGUCCUCCUGCUGAACCAGGUUUUAAAGGAUAUCAAGGAUAUGGUCCAUCUGGUCCACAAGGAUAUCCCGGUCGACCAGGUCAACCCGGUACACCUGGCUAUCCUGGUGUUCCUGGACACAAAGGUGAUCUUGGUGAACCUGGUGGUUGUGGAUUUUGUCCACCUGCUGUUGCUGGUCUUCAAGGUGAUCGUGGUAGCCAAGGUUAUCGUGGACGACCAGGUUUAAAUGGUGCACCCGGUUUUCGAGGUGAAAAAGGUGAUACUGGACCGAUUGGACAACCUGGAUCUAAUGGUUUACAUGGACCGGAUGGAAUUCCGGGUCGAAAUGGUUAUUCAGGUAUUCCAGGGCGUAAAGGUGAACCUGGUGAAAUGAUCGGUGCUGAUGGUAUUAAAGGCCGUCGAGGAGCAAAUGGUGAACCUGGAGUUAAAGGUUAUCAUGGUGACGUUGGUGAAACUGGUGUCAAUGGACGUGAUGGUUAUGACGGUGCUCCUGGUGCCUCUGGGCCACGAGGUGCUUGGGGUGAUAUUGGACGAGCAGGAACUCAGGGUAUUUCAGGACCGAAAGGCCCACGAGGUCCAUCUGGACCACCAGGACAAUUAUUUGCAAGUGGACCACGUGGUGACGGAGGUGACCAAGGUCCACCAGGCAAAACUGGUCGACCUGGCCUUCCUGGUAUACCUGGUGAUGAUGCACCACCACCACGGAUAACAGCUGGUUCACGCGGUAUUAAAGGCCUUCCUGGAGAUGAUGGUUAUUCUGGUAUGCCUGGUGCUCCUGGUUUACCUGGACGAGAUGGUUCUCCUGGUGCUAGUGGUAUGCCUGGUCCAAAGGGUGAAGAUGGUCGACCUGGUCUUCCCGGAUUACCAGGCGAACAUGGUGUUAAAGGUUAUCCUGGUCUCGAUGGACGACCUGGUCUUGAUGGACGACCUGGUGCUCCUGGAAUAAGUGGAUUAUCUGGUGCACCUGGCUUACCUGGCGCUAAAGGUCAACGAGGUGAACCUGCUAUUGCAACAAUUGCUGGACCACAAGGUUUUCCAGGUCCAAAGGGUGUUACUGGUGAACGUGGUUUACCUGGUUUAUUAGGAUCACGUGGUUUACCUGGUGGACGUGGUUUACCUGGCAUGCCAGGUGUAAAUGGUCUUCCGGGACAACCUGGUCUACAAGGACCUAAAGGAGAAAGAGGUGGUACAGCACCCGGUUUAUACGGUGACGUUGGUCUCCCUGGUGCUCGUGGUCGAGCUGGAUCUCCUGGAAGAGCUGGAGCUCCAGGUAAUCAUGGUCCAUCUGGUCUUCGUGGUUUACCUGGUGAUAUGGGUUUUCCUGGUUCAGAUGGUUCACCAGGUUUUCCAGGUCAACCAGGCCCACGUGGUGACAAUGGAGGCCCUGGAUAUCCUGGUUUGAUUGGAAUGAAAGGUGAGUUUUUACUUUUAUUUUUUCUGUUUAUACUAUUUAAUUCAUUGGUUUUCUUUUCUUUUAAAGGCCGCCCUGGUAUUCCUGGUGAACGUGGAUUACCCGGCGGUCCUGGCCCCAAUGGUUUUCCAGGUUUACCAGGUCCUAAAGGAUAUCACGGUGAUGUUGGAGAACCAGGUAUUGGUGGUGGUCAAAGUGCACCCGGUCGAAAAGGAGAAAUAGAACCUGGUGAAUCAGGUAUGCCGGGUCUCAAAGGUCUUCCAGGCGACUCUGGUGCAACUGGUUUCCAUGGACCUCGAGGUGAAGCUGGGCCUCCUGGUUUUGCUGGUGCUCCUGGUUUACCUGGUCGUGAUGGACGCCCCGGUUUGCCAGGUUUCAAAGGUGAAAUGGGUGAUUGGUACAAAGGCGUUACUGGUAUACGAGGUGAACCUGGUUUCCCUGGUCUUCCUGGCCUUCCAGGUGCCCCAGGUUUACGAGGAAUUCCUGGUUCAUCUGGUUCUAGUGGACCACGAGGACAACCAGGUCUUGUUGGAUUUCCAGCAGGUGCCCCUGGACUAUCUGGACCGAAAGGAAAGGCAGGAGAAAGUGGCUAUCCGGGAGUUGCUGGACUACCUGGCGAUCGCGGUUUGCCUGGCCGUUCUGGUCCACCUGGUCUUCCUGGUUUUAGAGGAAUGGCUGGAGAACCAGGUCGACCUGGACAAGCUCUUGAAAUGGGAAGAAAAGGAGAACAAGGUGAUGCUGGUACACCUGGAAUACCAGGACUUGCUGGAGCAGUUGGUGAAGCUGGUCUUCCGGGUGCUCCAGGCCUUCCCGGUGCACAGGGAUCAGCAGGUCGUGAUGGAUACCCCGGCGCACGAGGAGAAAGAGGCUUACCUGGUAUUCCAGGCAAAACAGGACGACAGGGUCCACCUGGAUAUCCAGGAACUAAAGGAAAUGCUGGAUUAUCGGGACGUCCUGGUAUGAAAGGUGCACACGGUGAAAAUGGUGGUCGUUCAUUACCUGGUCUUCGUGGUGAUUCAGGACGUGACGGUAUUUCUGGUCGACCUGGUCUUAAAGGACCGUCAGGUGAUGUUGGUCGACCGGGUCCACCAGGUCGUGAUGGAUCAAUUGGUGGACGAGGUCAACCAGGAGAUCGUGGUCAAGAUGGUUUACCUGGUCGAGCAGGUUCACCAGGAUUUCCUGGAAGAGAUGGUAAACCAGGCUUAGUUGGUCCACCCGGUUUACCGGGUUCUCUCAGCGCAAGUGGUCUUCCUGGUAUUCCAGGUGCUCCAGGUCCAAAAGGAUUACCGGGUCAACCAGGACCGAUUGGAAAUCCAGGUCUUCCUGGCAGACGAGGCGAACCAGGCACAAAUGGAGCUCCUGGAUAUUCGGGUGCUAAAGGAGCAAUGGGUGAUGCCGGUUUACCAGGUGCUGAUGGACGUCCAGGUUUACCAGGUCCAAAAGGAGAAACAUUUUAUGCACCGGUUGAUAUAAAACCAGGUCCUAAAGGCCAACGCGGUGAUCAAGGAUUACCUGGUGCUCCUGGACUACCAGGUCCAAUAGGUCUUCCGGGACCAAAAGGCUUUUCAGGUCAAGUUGGUCUUCCGGGACGUCCAGGCAGUCCAGGUUCGUUAGGUGCUCGUGGUCCAGUUGGUGAUAGUGGUUAUCCUGGACCAGCUGGUUUACAUGGUCCACCCGGUCCUCCAGGGGCUGUUGGACUUCCAGGUUAUCCAGGUGAAGCUGGCGACGGCUCAUUCAUCUUUGCACGACAUAGCCAAGAUACUACAACUCCACAAUGCCCACAUGGAACAAAUAGAUUACAAGAUGGUGGUUAUUCAUUUAUGGGUAUUCAAGGUGAUACAUAUGCAGCCCAUCAAGAUCUUGGUUCUUCGGGUAGUUGUUUACGUCGUUUUAGUGCAAUGCCAUUUUUAUUUUGUGAUAUUGGUAAUUCAUGUCAUUAUGCUUCACGUAAUGAUUAUUCAUAUUGGUUAUCAACAAAUGAACCAAUGUCAGCAAGUAUGUCACCAUUUGAAACGCGUGAUAUACCAAGUCAUUUAAGUCGUUGUGUUGUUUGUGAAUCAUCAUCGCCUGUAUUUGCAAUUCAUAGUCAAUCACAACGUGUACCAACAUGUCCCGAUGGAUAUGAUCUCUUAUGGACUGGUUAUAGUUUUGUAUUUACAUCAGCUGAUGGUGGUCGUGGUGAUCAACAAAGUUUACAAUCACCUGGUUCAUGUCUUGAAAAAUAUCAUGAUCGACCAUAUUUUCAUUGCAAAGAUCAUUCACAUUGCAAUUAUUAUCCAAACAUGAUGACAUUUUAUUUAGCUACAUUAGAUGAUUAUACUGGCUUUGAAAAACCAAAAGUACGUACAUUAAAAGCUGGUACACAACGACAAUAUGUUAGUCGAUGUGCUGUAUGUCAUGCAAAUUUAUUUAAACAAACAACCAGUGGACCAUCAGCAUUUUUUGCCCAAGUAAAGAAACUUUAA
Molecule: messenger RNA, 5457 nt
Organism: Rotaria sp. Silwood2
Lineage: Eukaryota; Metazoa; Rotifera; Eurotatoria; Philodinida; Philodinidae
Source: the annotation of a GenBank genome assembly